CUUUUAUUCCCUUUUUGUUUUCCCCUCUUCUCUAAACUAUGCCAACUGAUUCUCUUCUUAAAGCAGCUGCCAUCGGCGUUGGAUCCGUUUUAGGGUCCAUGUAUUUGGAUGCACGAUUCCAUCUUAGCAAAGAUCUUGGUAUUGUACAUAAAGCUUUACAAACAAGAAGAGCUACUGAGCGAAUUGUUGCAGAAGGUCGUACAAACGUAUACUAUUACUUUAAAGAAAAGGCGAAGGCAACUCCGGACGAUAUAUUUUUGGUCUUUGAAGAUAAAAAUUAUACAUUCCGUGAUAUUGAAAAAGCUUCCAAUCGCUUGGCACAUUGGUUAUUGGAAAAAAAUGUCCAAUAUCAAGAUCAUGUUUGCAUGAUGCAACAAAAUCAUCCUUCAUUUAUCAUUCUAUGGUUCGCUAUUCUUAAGAUUGGUGCUGUAGCUGCUUUUAUCAACAACAAUUUAACUGAAGAUUCAUUAUGGCACUGUAUCAAGGUGGCUGAAGCGAAAAUUUUGAUUUUUGAUCCUAAAUAUGAAACUCAAGUAUCUACCAUUUUAUCCAAAGUUCCUCCAUUCUUAUCCAUGUAUACUUAUGGUGAAGCAACUCAAUAUGAUGAAUUUCCCUCCUUCUCUUUUGCUCCUUCUUUGACUCCUUCUGUCCUUGCCAACUACUCUGAUGAUGAUGUUAGUGAAGAUUAUAUCAAGCGAACGACAGAAAAUGAUCGAGCCAUGUUGAUUUAUACAAGUGGUACUACUGGUAUGCCAAAAGCUGCUCCCAUCAAUCAUUCACGUGCAAUGCUAGGAGCUGUUACUUUUUGUCUUACUAUGAAUAUUCUACCCUCUGAUCGUAUAUACGCCGUUUUACCUUUAUAUCAUAGUUCUGCAAGUAUCAUCGCAACAUUAGCACCACUUUAUGGAGGUGCGACUGUCAUUCUUGGUCGAAGAUUCUCUGCUAGGCAUUUUUGGGAUGAAGUAAUACAUAACAAGGUGACUGGAUUUAUCUAUAUUGGGGAAAUGUGUCGCUAUUUGCUUAGUCAACCUCCUUGUCCUCAAGAAAAACUACACAACGUCCGAUUUAUAUGUGGUAAUGGUAUGCGACCUGAUGUAUGGAGUCGCUUCCGAGAACGAUUCAAUAUCCCUCGUAUUAUUGAAUUCUAUGCCUCAACUGAAGGACCUGGUGGUUUCUACAAUGACAAUACUAGCGAAUAUGGUGCUGGUGCUAUUGGUCGUCGUGGUCCUUUAAUUCGUAUAUUAUCUCCUCAAAUCAAGCUUGUUAAAGUUGAUCCUAUUACAGAAACACCAGUACGAAAUGCCAAUGGUUUUCUAGUUCAGGCUGAUUUUGAUGAAGAAGGUGAAAUGAUCGUACAAUUGGAAUCACAAUCUGGUAUAUCAUUACGAUUUGAUGGUUAUUACAAUAAUAAAGCAGCAACAAACAAGAAACUGAUUAAGGAUGCAUUUAAAAAAGGUGACAUUUACUAUCGAUCUGGUGAUCUACUUCGACUUUCUGGUGAAGGCUUUGUAUACUUUGUGGAUCGCAUAGGUGAUACUUUCCGAUGGAAAUCUGAAAAUGUAGCUACAACUGAAGUUGCUCAUGCUGUCAGUACUUUCCCUGGUAUUUUGGAAGCGAAUGUAUAUGGUACUUUAGUUCCUGGUCAUGAUGGUCGAGCUAGUAUGGCAGCAAUUUGUGUACAAGAUGAAAAUACCUUUGAUUUUAAAGGUUUGGCAGCCCAUUUGAAAAACAAACUUCCUUCUUAUGCCGUUCCUCUUUUCCUCCGUAUUGUGCCCUCCAUGGAAACAACUGGUACAUUUAAACAGCAAAAAGUCAACUUUAGAAAUCAAGGUAUCGACUUGAGCAAGAUUCCAGAAGAUGAACAUAUUUACUGGCUUCGUGGUGACAAUUAUAUCCGUUUUGAUGCUCAAGGAUAUGACAGUAUCAAGGCUGGUAAGGCGAAGUUAUAGAACAGUGAAUUUUAUAUAUCUUUUUAGUUUUAGUAUUAUUGUGCACACUAUUCUCUUUCUCUCUCUCUUUUUUUUUUUUUUUUGAAAA
This is a messenger RNA of Halteromyces radiatus, 2037 nucleotides long. RefSeq lists its product as uncharacterized. Lineage: Eukaryota; Fungi; Mucoromycota; Mucoromycetes; Mucorales; Cunninghamellaceae. Gene Ontology annotation, molecular function: long-chain fatty acid-CoA ligase activity; long-chain fatty acid transmembrane transporter activity. The transcript is spliced from 13 exons. The record is from RefSeq and is a predicted model, not a curated record. The coding region runs from base 39 to 1949 and encodes 636 amino acids.